Messenger RNA from Striga asiatica, 1228 nucleotides. Lineage: Eukaryota; Viridiplantae; Streptophyta; Magnoliopsida; Lamiales; Orobanchaceae. The record is from the annotation of a GenBank genome assembly.
UAUACAUGCAAUUCUUAGAAACCAGACAAAUUAAGGCUCCACAAAAUGUUAUUCCUAAUUUCUUUCUUAUAAUUAAAAAUAUCAUAACACAGUUAACAAACAUAACAUCAAUUAUGUUGACAUGUGAAUGUGACUUGUCCAUAAAUCAUAUACCAUCAACAACUUGUCUUCAAUUAGGUAAUUGUCUUUAAAUAGACAAAAACUUAUCCAAACAAAUUAAAACUUGUUUUUUCAUAUGAACAUUUCUCCUCACCUUCAUUCAAAUUUGAUAUAUUAUCACAAUAAAACAGUGAGAUAAAGAUAUACAAGCAAAGGCAUUGGGAAUAUAUCUACAUACAUACAUAUAUAUAGAUAUAUUGUAUGUAUGUACAACAUGGUCUCAGGCAAUAAUUGCAGUUAUUUUCUGGACAAGAUGAAGCCCAUGAGAGAUGAGCAAAUGAUGAGGUUGCUUGCUGGUUUUUAUCGGGCGAGAAGCAUCUCGGCCGUAGGUGUUGAUGAUCAUCAUCAAUGGCUGGGAUUUUCUUAUGAUGGGUUUGAAGGUGAUGAUUGUUUUGGGGAUGAUGAUUGGCCUGCUGAAGAUGAUGAUCAAGAAGAUUGCAGAAUAUUCUGGGAAACUCAAGGGUUCUUGCUUCAGGAAAUAUUGGAUCAAUGCAACUCAAGUUGUGGAAAGUUGAAGGAACAAAUAAAAAGAAACAUAGACAUAGCUAAAGGCUCCAACUUCUGCAAUUGUUUGGACAAUAACCUGAGAGGCUGUUGUAAUAACUGCCUAAGGCAUACUGUGGUUAAUCAGCUAUGCAGCAAAGGUUUCNAAAAAAAAAAAAAAAAAGAGAGCUCGACUGGCUAUUUCAUUUAUGCAGGGACUCAUGAAUACAUUGAAGUACUCGUGAGCACGAAAUCAAGAAGCAAGCACGUGAAGUUCGUGGUAGAAUUAGGGUUCCAGGACGAGUUCAAGAUGGCAAAAGCCUGUGAUGAGUACAAUAAACUGACCGAUCAGCUGCCCGAAAUCUACAUAGGCAAAACCGAACACAUGAAUGCCGUGAUUCGUGUGGUUUGUGAAGCGGCCAAGAAGUCGGCCAAGGAGAGAAAGAUACAUCUGGGGCCGUGGAGAAAGAGGAACUUCAUGGAAAUGAAAUGGUCAGCAUCGAUCGAGGGAAAAUUCCUCUGUAAUUCAUCAGACGAGCAUCUGGUUCGGGUUAGUUCAUCUGGAUCACCCAUGAAAGUUGCUUAG